UAUUCCAAUUCCAUUUUGGACCUAUCGUCGAUGCUAUCUUCACGCACAUAAAUAGGUAUGAGACUACGUAAAAUAAAAUUGCAUGGAAUUCUUGCGUUCUGCGAUUAGCAAAAGUGAAAACAAAAAUUAGGCUUGGACGAGAUUAUUUGUGCCUUAAAAUUAGAUACAGAUAAAUUAUUUGACCACAAGUUGUGAGUCGACAACUGUUCUGGGAUAAAUAUUUGUUGUCCGUAAGGUACUUUAAAAUUUGUCAUACAGUACCAUUAAAAUCAAUUCCGUGACGACAAACUAAUUAUAGUAAUACGAAAUGGGAGAUUUGAUUGAAAAAUGGGGCGUUGCUCUGUUAGAUCUUUAUCGGCUUGCCCUUACAUUUUACAAACAAAAUUCUGGUAAAGCAAUACAUUUAUCUUAUGACGAUAACCUAAAGCUCAUAGCCUUCAAGCAACAGGCUUCACUUGGUCCUUUUGAAUCAAGUCGUUCUCCUGACCUUGGAGUUUUAGACGUGAUUGGCCGUGAUCGUAGACAGCAUUGGCAAUUAUUAGGAAGUAUAACACGUGAACAGGCAAUGGAAGGCUUUAUAGAUCUUUUGGAUUCAAUGUGCAAUGCUUUUCGUCCAUACGUUGAAGCUGUAAAGCAAAAUCGGGAAGAAACUUUAAAAAAUGAUUUACGUCAAAUGGAGCUCGAUAAUCUUCAACGUACAAAAAUGGAACUUGAACAACAAAAAUUACUUGCAGAAAGUUAUACAGAAGAAAUACAACGUAGGGAGUUGCAAGAUGAAUUAAACAAACAAACGUAUCAACAAUUUAAACUGUAUGCUGAAAAACAAUUUUCCGGAAACCCAGAAAAACAAGGAGUACUUAUACGCCAAUUACAACAAGAACACUAUCAUCAAUAUAUGCAACAGUUAUAUGUACAAAACCAAUUAAAUAGAAAAGAAACCAAUACGAAUACCCAGACAAAUGAAGGAAUACAAAAUAAAAAUGUUGGAGCCCAAAAUUGUGUAGAUAAAAUCGAUAAUAAAUCGUUGCAACCAGGUGAUGAAAAUAAUCCACAACUCGAUGGGAAAGAUGAUUAUGUGUUGAUACAUCCCGCAAAAAUAUGGACAAGACCAGAUAUAAAUGACUUUAAAAUGGAAGUCGCUUCUGGAGCCGGAGACGGGGUAAUAAAUAUAGGUCACGGUGAUACUGUAACAGUUCGAGUACCCACAAACGCACAUGGAAAAUGUAUUUUUUGGGAAUUUGCAACAGACAAUUAUGAUAUCGGUUUUGGUAUUUAUUUUGAAUGGAGUAAGCCUAUAACUGCUGAAGUAACGGUUCACGUAAGUGAUAGUGAUGAUGACGAUGACUUCAUUGAUGAAGAUUAUCUUUCUACGACUGAUGACUUAGAAUGCGGCUCUUUGGCUAAUGAGCGCAACGUCACAACAGAUAUAUCUGGAGUGAAACCACCAAUAUCUAUAAUAAUUCCUAUAUAUAGACGAGAAAGUUUUAAUGAAGUUUAUGUAGGUUCACAUGUAUAUCCAGGUGAAGGUGUAUAUUUAAUAAAAUUUGAUAAUAGUUAUAGUAUUUGGCGUUCUAAAACGUUGUAUUAUCGAGUUUAUUAUGAACGUUAAAAUUAAAAAUAAAAUACCUGUUAAAUAAAA
Teleopsis dalmanni is the source of this 1639-nucleotide messenger RNA. RefSeq names its product Golgi resident protein GCP60. Gene Ontology annotation, cellular component: Golgi membrane. Lineage: Eukaryota; Metazoa; Arthropoda; Insecta; Diptera; Diopsidae. The record is from RefSeq and is a predicted model, not a curated record. Gene Ontology annotation, molecular function: fatty-acyl-CoA binding. The transcript has 4 exons. The coding region runs from base 308 to 1609 and encodes 433 amino acids.